Molecule: messenger RNA, 417 nt
Organism: Trypanosoma conorhini
Lineage: Eukaryota; Euglenozoa; Kinetoplastea; Trypanosomatida; Trypanosomatidae
Product: putative retrotransposon hot spot (RHS) protein
Exons: 1
Coding region: 1-417 (138 amino acids)
Source: RefSeq, a predicted model, not a curated record
AUGUCUGGAAGAGGCGAGGAAGAAGUUGCCGCUGCUGCGGAGCGCCCCGCGAAUGCCGUGCCGCGGAGAGGGCGCCGGUCGAGGCUGGGGCCCGGUGGCGACACGCAGCGGCCAGCAGCGCAGCGCCGAAGGGUCGAGGAAACACCGCAACGGCAACGGUGGCCCCUCACCAGCACGGUAGAAGACGUAAUGACGGAGGGACUCUACGACUCUGUGCUAAACGCGCAAUGCAGUCACGUCUUGGAGUUUCACGAGGGCGAAGGAAGCAACAGACGGGUGCGAAUGGAGGUGAAAGCGGGCCAACCACCAGCACAUUUGUCUUUGCGUGUGCCAGUCUCUCUGCUGGGUGGUUCCUUUUGCUCGGUGCACCGUGAAAGGGCGUGGCUUCGGCAGUUGUGCCGGAAGACCGUUCGAUGA